This is a messenger RNA of Emiliania huxleyi CCMP1516, 2118 nucleotides long. Its product is annotated as quinone oxidoreductase. Gene Ontology annotation, biological process: cellular response to oxidative stress. The coding region runs from base 9 to 1967 and encodes 652 amino acids. Gene Ontology annotation, molecular function: quinone reductase (NADPH) activity. The transcript is spliced from 8 exons. The record is from RefSeq and is a predicted model, not a curated record. Lineage: Eukaryota; Haptophyta; Isochrysidales; Noelaerhabdaceae. Gene Ontology annotation, cellular component: cytoplasm.
CGACGACAAUGUUCGUUGCGAGAGCGCUUCGCCGCGCGCCUGCGCUCCGCUCCGCGGCUCCUUCGCUGGCGUGCCGCUCGCUCGCGACGGGCCCCGCCUCGGGCGGCGCCGUCUCUGACGAGAUGCUCGACAAGCUUGGCACGCUUUCGACGCAAGCCCUCGUCGACGGCCUCUGGGUCAUGGGCUGGCCUCCGGCGAUGGUGGAGGGUGCACGCGGGCUGAAGCCGGGCCAAAAGUGCAAGGGGCGCGCGAUCACGCUGCGCAUGGUGCCGCAGCGGCCCGACAUCGCCGCUGACAAGCCGGCGGGCGAGAUUUCGCCCGAGUACGAGGCCUUCGAGCUGUGCGGCCCAAAGGAGGUGCUCUGCAUCUCGUCAGUCGGGCCGUGGGAGUCGGUGGGCGGCGACAUCAAGUUCCUGCGGCUCAAGCAGCUCGGCCUCGGCGGGCUCGUCACCGACGGAUCCGUCCGUGACACCGACGAGAUCCUGUCUUACGGCUUCCCUUGCUUCUCGCACUCGACUACCGCCAAGCAGGGCCCGGCUGCGAUGCAGCCGUGGGAGUGCAACGGCGUGAUCGAGCUGGGGCAGACCAACCCGGUCGUGGUCCGCCCGGGCGACGCCAUCAUCGGCGACCAGGACGGCGUGGUCGUCGUGCCCGCGGCGGCGGCCGAGAAGGUGUACGAGAUUGCACACUUCCGCGAGACGGUCGAGGGCAUCAUCAAGGAGGAGCUGGUCAAGAACCCGGGCCCGCCGGGCAAGUACUACCCCUUCAAGCCGCCCAUCAAGCCCGAGUCGCCGCUCGGCAAGCUGCUCGACUCCAAGGGAGUCAAGUACUACUCGACCCGCGCCGCGCCGGCGCCUCGCCGCAGCACGCCGGCGCGCUUUGGCUCUGGACGGCGGCAGCUGUCGACUGCGCCGCCGACGAUGCGUGCGGUGGUGAUCCGCGAGAACGGCGCCCGCACGCGCAGAGUCUCGUGCGGCGCGAGGCGGCGGGGCCCGUCCUUGCACGCGUCUCUGCCUCUGGACCUCGCCGUAGGCCCUGCGGAGAGCCUCAAGUACGAGACGGGUUUCCCGACCCCCUCGCUGGCGGACGGGCAGGUGCUAGUCAAGAACGAGUACACCGGCAUCAACUUCAUCGACACGUACUUCCGCAAGGGCGACCCGCCCCCCUCCACGCAGCCCCCACCCGCGACACCGUCCGUGGACGCGUCCACGACACUCGCCUACUCCGUGCUCGGCACGUACUGCGAGUACACGGCCGUGCCGGCAGCCAAGGUUGUGCAGGUGCCGGACGGAGUCGGACUCGAGCAGGCGGUCGCGUGCAUGACGCAGGGCUUCACGGCGCACUACCUGACCAACCACGCGCACGCGGGCCUGGUCAAGCCAGGCGAGUGGAUGCUCAUCCACGGCGUGGGCGGAGGCACCUGCCAGUGGGCGGCGCAGAUGGCGAAGCUCAAGGGGUACAAGGUGAUCGGCACCUGCCCCAAGGGCAAGGAGGGCGUCGACGGCGCCACUGCCUGCGACGAGCUCAUCGUCACCGACACAAUCGCUGGCACGCCGUACGAGGACUACUCCUCGGUCGACAUCGUCGGCAAGGUGAUGGAGGUGACCAACGGCGAGGGCGUCAAGGCGGUCAUCGACGGCAUCGGCGCCUCGACGGUGGACAUCUCGCUCGACUCGCUCGCGCGGCGCGGCAUCUUUGUCACCUUCGGCAACGCGUCGGGCGCGGUGCCCGCCUUCCCGCCGAUCCGGCUCAUCAAAAAGUCGCUCUUCAUGACGCGGCCGAAGAUGCUCGACUACGUGUCGACGCGCGAGGAGCUCAUGAUGCGCGCCGACGAGGUCUUCGGCUGGAUCGCUUCGGGCGACCUCAAGGUUGGGAUCGACAAGACGUUCGACCUCGAGGACGCUGUCGCCGGCCACCAGUACCUCGAGGCGGGCAAGAGCAAGGGCAAGCUGCUCUACAAGAUCUAAUGCAUAGGGGGCAGAGACCACGCAUGUCAUGAUAAUGUAUAGCUCUCCCUGGACGCCCCUCGGCUCUCCUGGGCGUAGAGGGCGCGGCGCAGCCAAGCGGGUAAUGUAGUGCUCGAGAGGUUGUGCCUUGAGGGUCUUGCUCAUUUUAUGU